GAUGCUAGUCGUCCCAAACUUGUCAAAAUAUCACGAGUACUAGCAGCACCCUGUUGCGAUAACCCGCGUGCUAACAGUCUGUUUGGUAGGUGAGGCCUCCAUCCCUACAGGGGCAGCAGACCACUUUCGGACAAAAAUGGAGACGUGACACUUGUUGCACUUGCGUGUUUGUCCAAGUGUCCACUACAGCAGGUGGUUUCAUGUUGCCAAUGGUGUAAUGGUCGUUUGAUUCAGGUCAACACGAUCUGAAAUUUGUGUUGCGUGUUGUUGAUCGCCUUGUUGGUCGGUUUCUCGACUAGAGGCUUGUUAUGAUGGGGGAAUUACUUGGCUCUGGAUCUUUUUUGCACCUGGGAGAUAUUGUCUCUUUGUUUGCAGAAGGCAGUGUUUCUGCCUUUCUCAGCACACUUGGUCUCGUAGACGACAGAUGCGUAGUCAACCCUGAAGCUGGUGAUUUGACUAACCCACCCAAGAAAUUUAGAGACUGCUUAUUUAAAAUAUGUCCCAUGAACCGAUAUUCAUCCCAGAAGCAAUUCUGGAAAGCAGCAAAACAGAGUUCAGCUGGUGGUGGAAGUGGAGAUGCUUCCCUUCUCAAAAGGCUACACCAUGCUGCGGAAAUUGAGAAGAAACAGAAUGAGACGGAGAACAAGAAGGUGAUGGGCAGUCUUGUUCGGUAUGGCAGUGUGGUGAAGCUGCUGCAUUUGAAAUCCAACAAGUAUUUGACGGUCAACAAACGGCUGCCGGCCUUGUUGGAAAAGAACGCGAUGCGAGUGUCGCUGGACCCGUCGGGCAACGAAGGCUCUUGGUUCUACAUUUUGCCGUUUUACAAGUUGCGCUCGACCGGCGACACGGUCGUCCUCGGCGACAAAGUCAUCCUGAACCCGGUCAACGGCGGGAGCCAAGUCCUUCACGUGGCGGCCAACCACGAACUGCCGGACAAUCCCGGCUGCAAGGAGGUCAAUGUCGUCAAUUCGACGACGCCCUGGAAGAUUUCGCUUUUCAUGGAGCACCGCGAGAACCUGGACGACGUCCUGAAAGGCGGCGACGUUGUCCGUCUCUUCCACGCCGAGCAGGAAAAAUUCCUGACGAUGGACGAGCACAAGAAGAAGCAGCACGUCUUUUUGCGGACGACGGGCCGCGUCUCGGCCACUUCGGCCACGUCCAGCAAGGCCCUUUGGGAGGUGGAAGUUGUCCAGCACGACCCCUGCCGUGGCGGUGCUGGCCAUUGGAAUUCUCUUUUCCGUUUCAAGCAUUUGGCCACUGGUCAAUACUUGGCGGCCGAAGUAGAUGAUGACACAGCAGUGGACGGUAUGCGAAGCAAAUUACGCGACUCCAACAACGGCCCGGUAUACCAUUUGGUACCGGUGCCUCAUGCCAAUGAAAUUGCUUCGAUUUUCGAACUGGACCCAACAACCUUAACCCGGGCAGAUUCACUCGUUCCUCAAUCGUCUUUCGUCCGUCUCCGCCAUUUGUGCACCAACACGUGGGUCCACAGCACGGCCAUCCCCAUCGACAAGGACGAGGAGAAGCCCGUCAUGUCCAAAGUGGGCAGCGCCGUCGUCAAAGAGGACAAAGAAGCUUUUGCUUUGGUGCCCGUCCCGCCGAUGGAAGUCCGCGAUUUGGAUUUCGCCAACGACGCCUGCAAGGUGUUGGUCGGUGUGUCUGCCCGUUUAGAGAAGGGAACCAUAUCGCAAAAUGAGCGACGCUCCAUCACGAGUUUAUUGCAAGAUAUCAUCUACUUCAUUGCCAAUGGCGAAGCCGAUCAGAACAAAUCGGAUGCGCUUGAAUUGCAAGUGACGGUUACAAAUCGCGAUCGGCAAAAGUUGCUGAGAGAGCAAUCGAUAUUGAAACAACUGUUUAAGAUCCUGCAGACGCCAUUCCUCGAGCCCAGCAAAGACAGCGAAGGCCCUUGGCUUCGACUGGACGAGCUACAAGAUCCGAAAAAUGCGCCUUACAAGUACAUUUUCCGUCUGUGCUAUCGCAUAUUCCGCCUCAGUUUCCAGGACUAUCGCAAAAAUCAGGAAUACAUCGCCAAGCACUUUGGCUUCAUGCAGAAGCAAAUCGGUUACGAUAUUCUGGCAGAGGAUACCAUCACAGCUUUGCUUCACAACAAUCGCAAAUUGCUGGAAAAGCACAUUACGGCCGCCGAGAUCGAAACGUUCGUUGGACUUGUCCGCAAAAACAUGCGCCAAUGGGAAUGGCGAUUCCUCGAUUAUCUGUCUGAUUUGUGUCUGUCCAACAAAGUGGCCAUUCCCGUCACGCAAGAAUUGAUUUGUAAAAGCGUACUCAGCCCUGAAAAUUCGGACAUUUUAUUGGACACGAGAAUGCUGUUAACUCCGCAGGAGAUGGAAAUGGAUCCCGAUAGUUUCAAUUACGAGGACGACGAUGUCAUUCUGAUUUGGGGACGUCAGCAAACCACGAGAAAGUUGGCCGAUUUAGCCCUGAGAGCUCGUGGAGGGGGAGUUGAAGAACAGGCCAUUCUCGACUACUAUCGACAUCAAUUGGAUUUGUUCAGCAACAUGUGCCUCGAUCGCCAAUACCUGGCCAUUAAUAGAUUAUCAGAGCAUCUCGGCAUCGACCUUAUUCUCAAAUCGAUGGCGGACGAAGCGUUGCCUUACGAGUUGCGUGCUUCGUUUUGUCGAUUGCUGUUACACAUGCACGUCGACCGCGACCCGCAAGAGCCCGUGACGCCCGUCAAAUACGCCCGUCUCUGGUCCGAGAUCCCCAAGCAACUGUCGAUCGAGGAUUACGACAACAAGUUGCCGGACGAGAACAAAGAGGCGGCCAACCAGAAAUUCAGUUCGACGAUGAUGUUUGUCGAAGACUAUCUCUGCAAUUUGGUGCACAAGGCCUGGAGUCUGCAAUGCAAGGAUCAAAACAAACUCACGUUCGAGGUGGUGAAACUGGCCAGGGAGCUCAUCUAUUUUGGCUUCUACAGCUUCAGCGAUUUGUUAAGAUUGACGAGGACGUUGCUAAAUAUCUUAGACAGUGCGUCUAGUCCUGGAGAUGCCGAAUAUUACCACAAGAAUAGCCAAGGAUCUUCGGGACAGAAUCAACAGCAAUCCAAUGGCAACAGCCAAGAACUGGAAACUCCCGAUGGAGGUGGAGUGUUGCGAUCCUUAGGCGACAUGGGCGCCGUCAUGACCAGUUUGGCCCUGGGCACGGCCGGUUUCGCCAAAUCGCCCAUGCCGCUCUCUUUGCGCAAAUCCGUCCAGUCGCAGACGAAAAAAGAGGAUCCGCUCGUUAUGGACACGAAAUUGAAAAUCAUCGAAAUCCUCCAGUUCAUCAUGAACAUGCGCCUGGACUAUCGCAUCAGCUGUCUCUUGUCCAUCUUUCGCCGUGAAUUUGACGAGUCGAGUCCAUCGGGCCCUACGAGUGGAAGUGACACACCCAAGUUACUCGAAAAGCGAAUCGAUUUGGAAUCAAUCAGUUUAAAAGCAGAGAGCAUAUUUGAUAACCACCACACCAAAAUCCACAUAGGAGUCAUGGAGAAUGGUGAAAAUGAUGACGACGAUGGAGCUUUCUGCGAUUUGGACUUGGACGGACAAGGAGGCAAGACGUUCUUACGCGUUUUGCUGCUGUUGACGAUGCACGACUCGCCUCCGCUCGUCUCUGGCGCCCUCCGUUUACUUUUUCGACACUUUUCACAGCGCCAGGAAGUCCUGCAGGCUUUCAAGCAAGUCCAGCUACUCGUCUCUGACAGCGACGUCGAAUCCUACAAGCAAAUCAAGGCCGAUCUAGACGGUUUGCGUUUAUUAGUGGAGAAAUCUGAAUUGUGGGUCUACAAGGCGAAAAUCGCCACCACCGAGGACGAAGUGAGCAGUCCAGGAAUGAAUGGAGCAGGAGACGAAAAGAAGGUGGUCAUCAAGAAAGAAACGGUGGAUCUAUUAGACGAAGAUGGCGGCCAGGGCCAGCCGGACUCGUUGCUCCUGGACAAUAACAACAGCAUCAUUCAGCACCAUCCGUUGCCGCCCAACAAGAAACCUGCCGUCCGAGGGCCGAUGUUGAGCACCUCUGACAAACAAGGGUCGGCCAUCGACCUGGACAUCGGCCCGCCCUUGGACGAAUCGCAAGCCAUCAAUUACAAACAAAUCCAGCAAAUCCUGGCCAGGAUGAACCGACUGUGCGUCCAGCCCGUCCUCACCACGACGUCGUCCUCUGGCAGCCAAGGGGGCAGUGGUGCCGGGGGUAGUGGUUCAAGCGGAGGAUCGAAUAGCAAUUUGAGACCGCGCAAACACGAGCAGCGGCUGCUGAGGAACAUGGGAGUGCACACGGUCGUGCUGGAUCUCCUUCAAAUUCCGUACGAUCGCAAAGAGGACGUGCGGAUGAACGAGUUGAUGCGAUUGGCCCACGAGUUCCUCCAGAAUUUCUGCCGGGGAAAUCAGCCCAACCAGUCGCUUCUCCACAAACACCUGGAACUCUUCCUGACUCCUGGGUUGCUGGAGGCGCAGACGAUGUGCGCCAUCUUCCAGGACAAUGCCCAACUGUGCGGCGAACUGAGCGACAAGGUCGUCCAGCAUUUCGUGCACUGCAUCGAGACGCACGGACGGCACGUCGAGUACAUCCACUUUUUCCAGACGAUCGUCAAGGCCGAAGGCCAGUUUAUCCGCAAGUGCCAGGAUAUGGUCAUGCAGGAGCUGGUCAACGUCGGCGAAGACGUCCUCGUCUUUUACAACGACAAGGCCUCGUUCAACUCUUUUGUCGAGAUGAUGAGAGCAGAACGACAUCGAUUGGAUGCCACCGACAGUAGCGGAGCUCUGAAGUACCACAUCGAACUGGUCCGGCUGCUGGCCCUGUGCACCAUGGGCAAAAACGUCUACACGGAAAUCAAGUGCCACAGUUUGCUGACGCUCGACGACAUCGUGGCCAUGGUCUCGCACAAGGACUGCAUCCCGGAGGUCAAAGAAGUUUACAUCAACUUCCUCAAUCACUGCUACAUCGACACGGAGGUCGAAGUCAAAGAGAUUUACACCUCCGGACACAUGUGGAGUCUCUUUGAGCGCAGCUUCCUCGUCGACAUGGCCAGAUGCGCUUCGGCCACUCACGACCGCAAACACGCCGACGCCGCCUUGGAGCACUACGUCACGACGUCGGCCGUCAGCGUCGUCACCACUUUUUUCCGCAGUCCGUUUUCUGAUCAGAGCACGGCCGUCCAGACCCGACAGCCCGUCUUUGUCCAGCUGCUUCAAGGCGCCUUCCGGCUCUCUCAAUGCGCCUGGCUGAGUUCCACGCAACGACACAACGUCGAGAGUUGCAUCCGCACGUUGUCCGACAUGGCCCGCAGUCGCAGCAUUGCCAUUCCAUCCGAUCUGGACAAUCAGGUGACGUCGCUUUUCAACAAACCGACUCUCCAUUUAGGGGCCAGCAAGGCCAGCAAAAUUUUUCGAUCUUCGCGACUUCAAUCGGCCCAGCUGAGCCGCGAAUCUUCACAGUCGCAGUUAAGUGUCCGGUUUGACAGGACCAUCAUCGAAGGACUUCAAGAUAUUGUCGUCCUACUAGAAGCCCAGCUACAUCCAUUGGUUCAAGCCGAGUCGUCUGUCAUCGUCGAUGUGCUGUACAGGCCUGAAUAUCUUUUCCAGCCGGGCACGGAAGCUCGUAAGAAAUGCGACAAUGGCGGUUUCAUUCGCAGAUUAAUAAAACACACGGAAAGACUGUUGGAGGACAAAGAGGAGAAACUGUGCAUCCAGGUGUUGAACACGUUAUGCCAAAUGAUGAACUUUGAUGUCCACAAUGGCGAAAAGGGUGACGCCUUGCGCAAGAAUCUUUUACUUCGAUAUUUCGCCAAACCGCCUACCACGAACAGCAAAAAACCCGAACACGCCGGCACAGGUUCAACGACAGCUGGAACUCAUUCGAUGUUGGGUGGCGGUGGCGCAGGCCAAUCGACGCUGACGACUCACGGCCCUGGAGGUCGUCUGCUAUCGCGAGGUGAAAUGAGUUUACACGAAGUCCAAGUCUAUUUGGACCGGGAAGGCGCCUCGGAUUUGGUGGCCGAACUGGUCAUGAAAUCCUGUCUCUCUCCCAACGUCUUUAUGGAGGCCGUCCAGCUGGGCAUCGCUUUAUUGGAAGGCGGCAAUCCCGUCAUCCAGCGGAGCCUCUACAACAAACUGCAGUCGGCCGAGACGAGCGCCGUCUUUUUCAAAGUCUUUCACGACAAGGUCCGCGAGUCGCAGGCGGAAAUCCGAUCCACCAUGUCCGUCAACACGACAGAAAUGGCCUCGGCCGGCAGCCACAAAUUACACGACUCGGCUUCGGACAAUGUCAAGGAAAGUUAUUCGUACGAUAUCAAGAUGAGGAACCAACGGAUGAUGCCAUCGAGGGCAUCCAAUGGCAACGUCGCCGCAUCUGAACGAAUGGAUUCGUACGGUUACGAUCCGUGGAACAAUUCGAGGUCGGAUGAUUCGACGACGACGACGAUGUUGAGCAGCGUCAAUUCGACGCUGGAGGAUUUGGUCCGACAACAACAACAACCCAAAUUGAUGGCGAUGGAUUCGGAUGUGGAAUCCAAACUAUCAGCCAAAGUUCUUGUCAUGUUGCCCGUCUUCCGGUUUCUCCAGCUGCUCUGCGAGAACCACAAUCGCGACUUGCAGAAUUUCUUACGAGCCCAGUCGAACAAAAACAGCUACAAUUUAGUGUCGGAGACGCUCAUGUUCCUCGACUGCAUUUGCGGGUCGACGACGGGCGAGCUGGGCCUCCUCGGCCUCUACAUCAACGAGCACAACGUCGGACUCAUCAACCAGACGCUGGAAACGCUUACCGAGUACUGCCAGGGCCCUUGUCACGAGAACCAAAACUGCAUCGCCACUCACGAGUCCAACGGCCUGGACAUCAUCACGGCCCUCCUCCUCACAGACAUUAAUCCGCUUGGACAACGGAGGAUGGACAUGGUGUUGGAAUUAAAGAACAAUGCGUCGAAAUUGCUGCUGGCCGUCAUGGAGAGUCGCGGCGACAGCGAAAACGCCGAGCGGAUCCUUUACAACAUGAACCCGAGACAACUGGUGGACGUCGCUUGCAAAGCGUACCACCAGAAAUUGGUGGGCGGCGAUGAAGCGGCCAGUCCGAUGGAAGUCGGCCACAACAUUUACAUUUUGUGCCACCAAUUGGCCCAGCACAACAAAGAAUUGGCGUCGCUGAUGAAACCCCAUCUGGUAGAUGGCACUAGUGGCGACGUCGCUUUGCAGUACUACGCCAAUCACACGGCCCAGAUCGAGAUCGUCCGCCAGGACCGGACGAUGGAGCAGAUCGUUUUUCCCAUUCCGGAAAUGUGCGAAUAUUUGACAAACGACACGAAAGUGCGCGUCUUCAACACGGCCGAGCGCGACGACCAAGGAUCGAAAGUGGCGGCCUUUUUCGAACGGGCCGACGACAUGUUUGACGAGAUGAAAUGGCAGAAGAAAUUGCGCGGACAGCCGCUCCUCUUUUGGGUCAGUCGCCACAUGGGCAUUUGGAGCAACAUCCUCUUCAACUUGGCCGUCAUCAUCAAUUUGAUUGUCGCCUUUUUCUACCCGUUUGACACGGACGGACCGGCACCCGAUCCUGGCACGCACCUCUCGGGCCUCAUCUGGGCCGUCAUGCUCUUGUCGGCCGCAGUGGCCAUCACGCUACCCAAACCGUCGGGCAUCCGGACGCUCGUCAUGACCGUCAUUCUGCGGCUCAUUUGCUCUGCUGGCCCUCAACCCACUCUGAUGCUGUUGGGCACAGCCACGGUCGUCUUGAAAGGCGUCCAUUUAUUGAGCAUCAUGGGGAACGCGGGGACGUUCCAGCGGAGCGUCCGUCAAAUCUGCACCGACACGGAAAUCAUCUACCACGUCAUCUAUCUCGUCUUUUGUUUCCUCGGAUUGAGCACGCAUCCGUUUUUCUUCUCCGUCCUUUUGUUCGACGUCGUCUACAGGGAAGAGACGCUGCUGAAUGUCAUCCGGUCGGUGACUCGCAACGGCCGUUCCAUCGUCCUCACGGCCGUCUUGGCCCUCAUCCUAGUCUACAUGUUCUCCAUCAUCGGGUACAUAUUCUUCAAGGACGACUUUCUGGUUGAAGUCGAUGAUGACCCAGUGACGGGUGUAGUCCCGGGCACGUGUUCGUCUGACGGUUUGGGUUGCUCAAGUCGUUCAGCGAAUCCUUUCAUGAGCCAAAUCGAAGACGGUGGAGAAGGAAAGGGAGAUGAUAAUAAGGAACGAGCCUGCGAUUCUCUCAUCAUGUGUAUUGUCACAACGUUGAAUCAAGGCCUACGAAAUGGCGGAGGCAUUGGUGACAUCUUACGUGCGCCAUCUAGUAAGGAGCCAAUGUUUGGAGCUCGAGUGAUUUACGACAUGUUGUUCUUCUUUGUGGUCAUCAUUAUCGUUCUUAAUCUCAUUUUCGGUGUCAUUAUCGAUACAUUUGCCGAUUUGAGGAGCGAGAAACAACAAAAGGAGGAGAUUUUGAAGAACACGUGUUUUACUUGUGGGCUCGACCGUUCGCAAUUUGACAAUAAAGCCGUUAGCUUCGAAGACCACAUCCGACACGAACACAAUAUGUGGCAUUAUCUCUAUUUCAUCGUUCUCGUACGAGUCAAAGAUCCGACGGAAUUUACAGGGCCUGAAAGUUACGUUUAUGCCAUGGUCAAGGACAAAAACUUGGAAUGGUUUCCGCGACUUAGGGCCAUCUCGUUAGCCGCCGAGGGUGAAGAAUCGGAGCAAAACGAACUGCGUUCACUACAAUCUCAACUCGAAACGACACAAUCACUCGUGGCCACUUUGUCACGUCAGCUGGCCGAACUCCGAGACCAGAUGACGGAACAUCGGAAGCAGAAGCAACGAAUGGGAUUGCUUAAUUCUGCUCCUGCUUAUUUUCAUCACCUCAGCCAAUAAGACGAUACUUGGUCAUUCCUAAUCGCUUUCAUUUUUUUUUUUUAAUGCACAAGAAAGAUACUUCCCCAGCGCUUCCCCUUUCUUUCCAGUGUCUGCUAUGAAAAACUGCCUUGCUGCUGCCACUGCAAUAUAACAACCGUGACAACGACUACGAGAGUCCCAAAAUCACCAAUUGUGUUUAACUCUCGCGUUCUGAUUCUUUAUUGCCCGGUGCCGUGCAACAACGAAUAUCAAUUCAUUCCGUGUCCUGAUUAACGACGGUUCUGCUGACCAAGUUUGUUGUUUCCUGUUCUUUUUUUGUUUUGUUUUGUUUUCUUGGAUAAUUAGGUAAAACUUUCUUAUUCAUUGUUUUUGUUGAUGGGUUGACUAGACUGAAAGAUCUAUUUGUCUACAACUCGAUCGUGUCACGCGUUUCAUAGUCUAUAAGAUGGGUCUACUAAUAAUAUUGAUGCGUUGUCUUCAUUCAGCAGUUGUUUGCUAAUGAAUUGAAACAAAAAUGAUUUCAAAUGUUUAAGUUUGUUGAUUAUCGUUUAUUAUGUCAGAUGAUGCAUUCCACUUUUGAUGCCAUGCCUCCAUUGCCAGCACUCAUUUAUUCGGGAAGUAAUAUUAUGUAGCGAAUUUGUCACAUCACUGCUGCAAGAAAAAUACACCAGUUGACUUGUAA
This is a messenger RNA of Daphnia carinata, 9504 nucleotides long. RefSeq names its product inositol 1,4,5-trisphosphate receptor-like (gene Itpr). Gene Ontology annotation, cellular component: endoplasmic reticulum; membrane. Gene Ontology annotation, molecular function: inositol 1,4,5-trisphosphate-gated calcium channel activity; inositol 1,4,5 trisphosphate binding. The record is from RefSeq and is a predicted model, not a curated record. Lineage: Eukaryota; Metazoa; Arthropoda; Branchiopoda; Diplostraca; Daphniidae. The transcript has 20 exons. Gene Ontology annotation, biological process: calcium ion transmembrane transport. Bases 309 to 8840 code for a protein of 2843 amino acids.